CAGGAUGUUAACAGGUUGAAUUAAGUACCACGACGGACGGAGGGAUCAACACGCAAAGACAUUUUAAAUCACUGAUGAUUUUUAUAAAGGAGCAGAGGAGACCACGGGACACUAGUUGGUUUUGUAGCGAUCCAUCCAGCCAGCCAACCAGCGAUGAAUAUGGCACGUUGUGAGGGGGCAUCAGAGAGACUGGAGCAGCUUGCACCACCAACCGAAGCAGAGCAGAUCAGCAGAGAGGAAUCGUAGCAGAGGGGAGCUCAGCUCAGCAGCUAGCCAUGACGACCGGCAGCGUGGCCAACGUCCACAGCGUCAUGGGCAGCACCAACAAGACGCUGCUCAAGAGCGAAGCCCUCUACGAGUACAUGCUGAAGACGAUGGUGUAUCCGCGGGAGAACGAGUUCAUGCGCGAGCUCCGCCUCAUCACCAUGGAGCACGCCUAUGGGUUCAUGUCAUCCCCGCCGGACGAGGCGCAGCUGCUGUCGCUGCUACUGAAGCUGACAGGGGCCAAGAACACAAUCGAGGUCGGGGUCUACACAGGCUGCUCCGUCCUCGCCACAGCGCUCGCAAUCCCGGACGACGGCAAGAUCGUGGCCAUCGACGUCAGAAGGGACUACUUCGACAUGGGCCUCCCCGUCAUCACCAGGGCCGGGGUGGCCCACAAGGUGGACUUCCGCGAGGGCAACGGGCUGGACCGCCUCGACGAGCUCCUCCUGGCCGACGCCGCCGCCAACGAAGGCGGCUUCGACUUCGCGUUCGUGGACGCCGACAAGCCCAACUAUGUGAAGUACCACGAGAAGUUGCUCAAGCUGGUCCGCGUCGGGGGCGUGCUCGCGUAUGACAACACGCUCUGGGCGGGGUCCGUCGCGAUCCCCGACGGCGAGAGGGAGUUCACGGAGCGCGACGGGUCGAUCCGGGACGCCCUGAGGGAGUUCAACGCCAUGAUCGGCGCCGACGCCCGCGUCGAGCCCGUGCUGCUCCCCGUCGCCGACGGCAUCACUAUAUGCCGCCGCGUCGCCUGACGAUGAGUCGGUGCGUCUUGGAUGGACCGGAGCCGCUUGCAUAAGAGCAUCUCCAGACCCCUUGUAUCGUCAGUCCUUAAAACACGUAGUGUAACUGAAAAUAAUUUUACGGUUCUGAUUUAGUCCAGGCAGAGCAAGUAGGAGUAGCUGAAAACGGUACCGUAAUUUGAAAAUAAAAAUCACGCUAGAAUUCGAAGAUAGAGUUCAUCAUCUUCAU
Brachypodium distachyon (stiff brome) is the source of this 1236-nucleotide messenger RNA. Its product is annotated as tricin synthase 2. The record is from RefSeq and is a predicted model, not a curated record. The transcript is spliced from 3 exons. Bases 276 to 1019 code for a protein of 247 amino acids. Lineage: Eukaryota; Viridiplantae; Streptophyta; Magnoliopsida; Poales; Poaceae. Gene Ontology annotation, molecular function: S-adenosylmethionine-dependent methyltransferase activity; O-methyltransferase activity.